AUGCCAACCCGUCCAUGGGAGGAUGUUAGCAUAGACUUCGUUUUGGGACUCCCGCACAUUACACGACGACACAACUCAAUCAUGGUGGUCGUCAAUAGGUUUUCAAAGAUGGCACACUUCAUGCCAUGUUCGAAAACCUCCGACACCUCCAAGGUCACUAGCCUCUACUUUAGAGAGAUUGUGCGCCUUCAUGGACUACCCAAGUCCAUAGUCUCAGAUCGUGACGUCUGAUUUAUCAGCCACUUCUGAAGGACUCUUUGGAGCUUACUUGGGACUAAGCUCAAGUUCUCUACUGCUUACCACCCACAGAUUGACGGCCAGACCAAAGUUGUCAAUCGUAACUUAGGGAAUCUACUUCGGUCAUUAGUCGGCGAGAGCUUGACCACUUGGGAUCUAAUCAUACCAUGCGCCGAGUUUGCCUAUAACUCUUCGACCAAUCGUACCACUAGCAUGAGCCCCUUCGAGAUCGCACACAGCUUAGCACCCCACAAGCCCCUAGAUCUAAUACCCCUAGACCCUCAUAUUAGAGUUUCCAAGGAUUAG
Molecule: messenger RNA, 543 nt
Organism: Spirodela intermedia
Lineage: Eukaryota; Viridiplantae; Streptophyta; Magnoliopsida; Alismatales; Araceae
Source: the annotation of a GenBank genome assembly